AUUUCCUUAGUCGGUUAUGAUCUCAUCUCUAGUAAUAGGUAGAACAAACAUAUAACGAGUAAUAGUUUAUCACCAACUAAUCAAAUGAAACACAAUUUCGUUUUAUUACCAUUAUUUUGACUUGUAAAGCAAAUGUGAUUCGAUCAUUUUCUUAAAUCUGUCAACUUGUAUGGCUUUUAACCACACAAUGUUGGCUUCUUCUAGAUAAUUAAUGUUAAAUCAUGGUAAUAGAAAGCAAUGUUUAUUGAUAUCAGUAUUAGAGUGACUUAUUUCUCAGUUUUUGAUGGAUAAUGUUCAUAUUUUUGCUGGAGGCGGUACAGCAGGUUCAAUUAUUGUUCGAAAAUUAUGGGAUGGAUUUCAAAAAAUGCAGUGUAAAUCUUCAGAGCAAGCUAAAUCAUGUUCAUCAGAAGGAGUGACUGUGAAUCAUAAAUUAUUCAGUAUUAGUGGUGAUGCGAAUAUAUGUAAAAUGACUUGCUCCAAAUAUCGACCAAAAAUAUUGUUACUUGAAUCUGGAUCCAAAAUUAGUUGGUUAACAAAGAAGAUUAGUGAUAUACCCCUUCUUGCUCCAUUAUUGUAUGGACAGGGAAUUGAUGUUAUUGAGCGAACUACGUCCCAAAUAUCAUCAGCCCUAAAGUUAAAGGAAAACGCGAUUCUUUUACCUCGCGGACAUGUUUUGGGCGGUACUGCACUACUUAAUGCAAUGAUAUUCUCUUAUGGUCAUCCAGAUGAUAAAUUAUUGAAAGAAUUUCUACAUACCAAUGAAGAAUUUCUCUCUGAAUUAUUUGAUAAAAUGAAAGGAUGCGGUCUAAAACCUGAAGCGAUUCGUCAUUUACCGUAUAACCAAUUAAUUCAUGCAUAUUUUGCAAAAGCCUUUGAGUUACAAGGAUUAAAAGUGAAUUCCAGUUCACCAGGGUGGUCUUUCGAAGGUUUGACUAUUCCAAUGGUUUUUGUUCGUAAUGCUCAACGUAUUAGUUCAUAUAGUGAAUGCCUUUUACCGUUGAUUAAACAAAAGUUCACCGAUUUGACAAUUGUCACUGAAAUACAAGUUGAAAAGAUACUCUUCAAGAAAGGAUUUCAAGAAGAUUUAUCUGCUUAUGGAGUUUUAGUCAACUAUAAAAAUCAUUCUUUUACAAUAAAACUGAAAACUAAUUCAAUUAUAGACCAACAAAUAUGGCCAAAGCCUGAAAUCUUGCUUAGCGCUGGUACAGUGAAAACCCCAGAGAUUUUAUUACGCUCCGGUGUGGGGCCAAGUCGUGAAUAUCCUGUUUUUAAUCAAGAACGUAAAUAUACCACUUUGCCGGUAGGUGAAAAUCUUCACGACCAUCCAAUGAUUGGUUUAAUAUGCUCAGUUAUAAAUGGAACAACACUGACUACAAAAAGUUUAACUUUAUUAGAAAUAUUCAAAUAUUAUUGGCAAGGCAAAGGUUUACUUUCACAAGCAUCAGCAUUAACUUCAAUUGGUUAUUAUCGAACAAGUUAUCAAAAAUUAGAAGGUGAUUCGCGACCAGAUAUACAAUACACGGUUAUUUCAGCUUCACCAUUCGAAAAGAAUACUUUUGAAAAUUUAGGUAACUUUAAUCCAUCCACUUGGUAUCAAUACAUGAAGGAUGAAAAUUCUAAGGAUUUUGAAAAUCCCAUAGUUUUAUUGAUUAGUUUACUUAAUCCGCGUUCCAGAGGAAAUAUUACUAUGGAAUACGAUGACAGCGAUCAGCCAACUGGAAAUGUGAAAAUUAAUCCAUCAUACCUUUGUGAAUUAAGUGAUGUUAAUCGAUUAGUAGAAGGCAUUAUUUGGAUUUACAAAACUAUGCACUAUAUCAAUGAGAAGAUAGAUAAACUCAAUCUAAGAGAAAUAAAUAAAGAACGGCAAAUUGUCAUAAAACCUCAUCUUCCUCAUUUAUCUGAAUGUCCUGAAGUUCCUAAAGCUACAAGUUUACACUGUUUUGAACAGGAUGGAUUUGUUGAGAAAUUGAAAAUAGCCAUUGAAUGUUUGGUCAAGUCAAUAACUCUGUCUAACUACCAUCUAGUUGGAACAUGUUCAAUGCAAUUACCUAGUAAAAAUAAUUCAGCUGUUGUAGACAAAAACCUAAAAAUAAUUGGUGUGAGCAAUGUUCGGGUUGGGGAUGCAUCGGUUAUUUCAAAAAUUCCAACUGGCAAUCCAGCUUCACUUAUAAUGGCUAUUGGAAAUCAAUUAGCUAAAUAUAUAAUUCAUGAAAAUUGGCAACACUUGUCUUUGAUGAUGGGUUAA
Molecule: messenger RNA, 2245 nt
Organism: Schistosoma rodhaini
Lineage: Eukaryota; Metazoa; Platyhelminthes; Trematoda; Strigeidida; Schistosomatidae
Source: the annotation of a GenBank genome assembly